Molecule: messenger RNA, 1296 nt
Organism: Colletotrichum graminicola M1.001
Lineage: Eukaryota; Fungi; Ascomycota; Sordariomycetes; Glomerellales; Glomerellaceae
Exons: 5
Coding region: 1-1296 (431 amino acids)
Source: RefSeq, a predicted model, not a curated record
AUGGAAUUGCCCCCGGGAGUCUUCGAAAGCGACUCGCGAGCAUCGACAGCCAUUGGUGUUGUUAGCACCGUCCUCUCAGUCACCUUUCUUGUCGUUGCGUUACGGAUAUAUACCAGGUUAUGCAUUUUGAAACAAAUUGGAAUGGACGACUGGGCGGCCAUGUUCACCCUUUCGAUAGUCUUUGGCUGUGGCUUCGCGGUCGUAUGGAAUGUAAGAAAUGGUCUCGGUCGCCACGUCUACUUUCUUUCCCCAGAACAGAUCAAGGACUAUAUGAAGACGUUUUACACAUCAAUCAUCCUCUAUAAUGCUGCGCUGGGUGGCAUCAAGAUGACGUUCCUUAUCCAGUACUACCGCGUGCUCGCCGUGAACAAGAUGAAGAAGAUCUUUAUAGGUGCCAUGGUCUUCGUCGGAGCGUGGUCCGUGUCGCAGAUGAUGGGCAUGAUUUUCAUCUGUUGGCCUAUUGCCGCAUUUUGGGAUAAGAGUAUCCCCGGGACCUGUCUCCCCAACUUUCCGCUAUGGUACUCCAAUGCAGCUGGCAACAUCUUCACCGACAUCCUCGUUCUCCUUCUGCCAUUGCCAGGUAUCAGCAGAUUGAAGCUCCGCAGAGGCCAGAAGUAUGUUCUUCUUGGCAUCUUCUGCCUUGGGUUUUUCACAUGCAUAAUCUCGGUUGUCCGAAUCCGUUUCCUUCACCUCGAAGUAGACUUCACAUGGGAAAAUGUUGAAUCGUCGUGCUGGUCUGUUGCCGAAGUCUGCUCCGGCCUGACCUGUGCCUGCCUCCCAGCUUGCCGCCCCCUCGCCUCUCGCUUCAUCCCCGCUCUGUCCACUCGCACCACCAAGUCUUCAACUCAUCGUUCGCAUGGCAGCUAUCCAAAGAAGACAGGAAACAAGUCGCAGCAGCGGGACCUAGAGCUCGGCGAAUCGGCAAACCUAAGUCACCGCUUGGAGCUCAAUCCGCACCGCCGCCUCAAAACUGCAGACAGCAAAGCCGAAUUAUAUACCACAGAGGCUUACAACACAAGCCAAGAGGACUGGAGCCACGAAGGGGCCUUGCCAGUUCAAUUGCACUCAGCGCUCGAACAUCCAAGCAGUACGAAAGAGAGGAUGCCACUGCCUGUCCGGCAGCAGAAACCCGCUGGGAAUGACGGAUACAAGUCCCGUGACGACAGAAUGGUAGAAACACGCAUCGAAGCAGGUUUAACGGUUCCUGACAGUUCACAACCGAACAAAUCCAUUGAAGUUACCCGUGAUAUUGUACAAAUAUCUUCGUCAAAGGUAGAGGAGAAGGUGUUUGCGUAA